Loxodonta africana (African savanna elephant) is the source of this 3697-nucleotide messenger RNA. It is a transcript of the gene CHKA, whose product is annotated as choline kinase alpha. NCBI's taxonomy places the organism in Eukaryota, Metazoa, Chordata, Mammalia, Proboscidea, Elephantidae. The coding region runs from base 1 to 1302 and encodes 433 amino acids. Gene Ontology annotation, molecular function: ethanolamine kinase activity; choline kinase activity. Gene Ontology annotation, cellular component: cytoplasm. Gene Ontology annotation, biological process: phosphatidylethanolamine biosynthetic process; CDP-choline pathway. The transcript is spliced from 10 exons. The record is from RefSeq and is a predicted model, not a curated record.
AUGAAGACCAAGUUCUGCAACGGGGGCGAGGCGGAGCCGUCGCCGCUCGGGCUGCUGCUGAGCUGCGGCGGAGGCAGCGCGGCCCCGGCGCCCGGCGUGGGGCCGCAGCGCGAUGCCGCCAGCGACCGCGAGCCCAAGCAGCAGGGCGGCCGGCAGCCCCCGCUCGCGCUGCCGCCGCCGCCGCCGCCGCCGCUGCCGCUGCCCCCGCCCCCGCCGGCGGCCGACGAGCAGCCCGACCCCCGGACGCGGCGCAAGGCCUAUCUGUGGUGCAAGGAGUUCCUGCCCGGCGCCUGGAGGAGCCUCCGCGAGGACCAGUUCCACAUCAGUGUCAUCAGAGGUGGCCUGAGCAACAUGUUGUUCCAGUGCUCCCUGCCCGACACCGUAGCCGCCGUUGCCGACGAGCCUCGGAAGGUGCUGCUCCGGCUCUACGGCGCGAUCCUGCAGAUGAGGUCCUGUAAUAAAGAGGGAUCCGAACAAGCUCAGAAAGAAAAUGAAUUUCAAGGGGCCGAGGCCAUGGUUCUGGAGAGUGUGAUGUUUGCCAUUCUUGCGGAGAGGUCUCUGGGUCCAAAACUCUAUGGGAUCUUUCCCCAAGGCCGGCUGGAGCAGUUCAUUCCGAGCCGACGAUUAGAUACUGAAGAAUUAAGUUUACCAGAUAUUUCUGCAGAAGUAGCUGAGAAAAUGGCCACAUUUCAUGGUAUGAAAAUGCCAUUCAAUAAGGAACCAAAGUGGCUUUUUGGAACAAUGGAAAAAUAUCUAAAUCAAGUGCUGAGAAUCAAAUUUACCGGGGAAUCCAGACUGAAACUACACAAACUCCUCAGUUACAACCUGCCUUUGGAAAUGGAAAACCUGAGAUCACUGCUUGAAUCCACUCCGUCUCCAGUUGUAUUUUGUCACAAUGACUGUCAAGAAGGUAACAUCUUACUGCUGGAAGGCCGGGAAGACUCUGAGAAACAGAAGCUGAUGCUGAUAGACUUUGAAUACAGCAGCUACAACUACAGGGGAUUCGACAUUGGGAAUCAUUUCUGUGAAUGGAUGUACGAUUAUAACUAUGAAAAGUACCCUCUUUUCAAAGCAAACAUCCGGAAGUACCCCACCAGGAAACAACAGAGAGAAGUAAUGUGCCGGGCACCACGAUCUGUAACUGGAGGAAAUGAAAUGCCUGUGGUGCUAGCAGUCCCGUUUCCUCUUCCUCAGUGUGGGAGUCCAGCGAUUGUGUGGAGAAUCACUUCUUGUGAGAAUUUCCUUCUGAGCACCAAGCCUGCCUCUGAGCAUGGACAAGGCAGCUCCACCUGCCCUCAGUGACCCCCUUACUGCGUAACCUCUCCCCUGAAUGCCCUCCCUUGGUGGUCAGAAUUGUUUCACACAGAGGUCAAGGGUGAUGAGGGCAGGGGUGCCUUUAGGUGCUCCUGUAAUUCAUGCAGCACCCACUCAGGCAGGCACUGUGAUAGGAGCCUUCAGUGGGUGGCCCAGUAGGGAUGCUGGUCCAGUGCAGAGCUGCUGAGGGGCCAGAAACUGCCAUUUCUUAAGGCCGACUGUGGUGAACUUUAGUGUGCCCAGAGCACCGUGGCCUGGGUGAUUCUGGACCUCAAGGUCAUACUGUGUGAAAAGGGAGAGUAGGGGAAAGUGGGGCUGCUCAGCCUGGGGAAGAGAGAGCACAAUAGCAGUCGUAGGUGUUUGAGCUAUCGCUGUGCUGAAGAGAAAUUAGAGAGCCCUGGGUGCUGCAGAUGGUGAACGAGCUCAGCUGCUCACCGGAAGGUGCCUCAGAGGAAAGACCCGCUGAUGUACCGCUGAACAAUUAGUCAUCAGAAGCCACGUGGGGCGCAGUUCUGCCCUGACACACGUGGGGUUGCCGUGAGUCAGAGUCAGGAGCAGCCGGUGGAAGAGAAGUUGGAUUUUUAUAAAAACUGGAUACCUCUAGGUAGAGGUUAGAGCUUUCAAACCAGUAAGGAGAAAUUUCCAGUAAGAAGACAGAUUUCAUUAUAAUGAAAGACAGAAUUUUAUAACUGCUAAAAUUUUACAGCUGUGUAAAUUUAAGCAAAUUCCCUGCUGUUUUCUGAGAGGUUUUUAAAAGCAUAUAGAUGUUGAUCUUUAUCAAAUAAUACCUUUUCUGCUUCUAUUGAGGUAACCUUGUAUUUUUUUUUCUUUUAAUCCAUUGAGAUAUUUUAAACUGUUAAACCAUCCUUGAAUUCCUGAGAUAAACUCUGUUUAAAUGAGUUAUGUUAUUUUGUAAUGUUCAGUUGGGUCCAGUUAGGUGACAGUUUAGGAGUUCUACACCUGUGUUUAUGUAUGAGAUGGGCCUAUAAUAAUGUUCAUUUUAAAAAUUAUUCGUAUCUGCUUUUGGAAUAAAAAAUUAUACUAGUCUCAUAAAAUGAACUGGGCAUCUCUCUCCCUUUUUAUUUCCUGGAACAGAUUUAUAUAAGAUGAAGACUGUAUGUUCUUUGAAAGUUUGGUAGAUCUUCUCUGUAAAACAGCCGGGGCCUAGAACUUCUGGGGAGAAAGGGUCACCAGUUAUUUCACUAAGAUAUUGAUCUAUUCAAGUGUUCUAUCUCUUUGUUUGUAAUUUCAGCAUUUAGUGUUUCCCAAAAAUAAACCAUGUAGUGUUGUGGUCCAAAGCAUGGGCUCUAAAACUAGCCUGCCCGGAUUUGAACCCGAGACCUGCCACUGCUGGCUGUGCAGCCUGCUGAAUGUCCUGUGCUUCUGUUCCCUCAGGCAAACGUUUUGUUGUGAGGAUUGUGUGAGUUAAUAUGCAAAAAAACAAAUGCUUGGAAGACACAGAAUUUAAUAGACCUCAGGAAUCAUCUUUCUAUGGCAGGUUUACUUCAGGGUUAGCCCCUUCUAGGGCCUCUAUCCAGGGCAGUGCUUGAACUUAAGCCAUACUUCCUGUGGUGGAGGUGGUGGAGUGUAUGAAAGCCAGUUUUAGAGACAGAGGUAGAAGAGGAGAGAGUGGGAAAGGUAGUAGAGGAGGAACUGUUGGCCUUCCAAGUAGGUGACUAAUUGAUGAGGGUUCUCACAGGGAAAAUUAACUGACUGAUGGCUCCUUUUUAUUUACGAAAGAAAGAGAGCGGUGGUUUACUGUGUACUACUGUCUUUUGAUAUAAUAUGCCGUAUUCAAGAAAGAACCAAACCACCAAACCCAGUGCCGUCGAGUCGAUUCCGACUCGUAGCGACCCUACGGGACAGAGUAGAACUGCCCCAUAGAGUUUCCAAGGAGCGCCUGGUAGAUUCGAACUGCUCACCCUUUGGUUAGCAGCUGUAGCACUUAACGACUUAACGACUGCGCCACCAGGAUUUCCAUUCAAGAACAAGGAACCUUAUAAAUACUAAUUCAUAUGUAGACUACAGGUGGAACUUGGCAGGGCCAUAGGCAAACCAUCUCUUCUUCAAAUUGAAAUUAAAUGUGUCCAGUUUAUUAGCUCCAUGUCUGUGUGUAAAUCAUCAUGGUGUCUCAGAGUUGGAAGGAACCCUUGAAUUGUGUGGUCCGAUUCUCAAGCGGACAAAUUUCAGGGGACCCUAAGCCUCGGGACUGGCACAGUUGUGGCAGCUCACUUGGAAUACCAGCCAGUCUGGGAAAGGCAUGAUGUAGGCUUGCCCUCCUCUGAGCUUGUUCAGCAAAAAUCAUACCUGCAGAUCAGAUGAGAAAGAGGAUUCUACCUGAAUUACUUUCUCUACAGAAUUACUAGUAGCUAGUUUUUUUUUU